Sander lucioperca (pikeperch) is the source of this 2185-nucleotide messenger RNA. It is a transcript of the gene terf2, whose product is annotated as telomeric repeat binding factor a. Bases 59 to 1996 code for a protein of 645 amino acids. The record is from RefSeq and is a predicted model, not a curated record. Lineage: Eukaryota; Metazoa; Chordata; Actinopteri; Perciformes; Percidae. Gene Ontology annotation, biological process: negative regulation of telomere maintenance via recombination; protection from non-homologous end joining at telomere; protein localization to chromosome, telomeric region. Gene Ontology annotation, cellular component: nucleus; shelterin complex; chromosome, telomeric region. The transcript is spliced from 13 exons. Gene Ontology annotation, molecular function: double-stranded telomeric DNA binding; G-rich strand telomeric DNA binding; protein homodimerization activity.
UGCACUCACAGCAGCCGCCCUUUCUCCCUUCUCCUACCUGCUUCCGUUGACAACAUCAAUGGUGGACAACAUGGCGGCAAAGAAAAUUGUAAACAGCUAUCAAACUGAGAUUGUCGAAUCUGCUGUCAACCGCUGGAUAGUUGAUUAUUAUUUUUAUCUGGGGCUAGAGCUGUUUAAAAACGAGCAGUACGCGGACUUCUGUGGCAUUAGAGAUAUCCUUGAGGGUGUCUUGGUCCGUCCUUUGGAGUACACCGAUGUUUUGAAAACAAAAAUUCGAAUAUUGCAGUUUCUCACCCGGAUAAAUGACGGUGAAGAAAAGGACGUGUCCUUUGAGGAUGACCAUUCUGUAACUCCUCUGGAAUCAGCCUUACGUGUGCUGGAAGAAAUGAGCAAGGAAUGCAGUAUACCACAGCAGGAUUUCGAGAAAGUAUGCACUUCAAUUAAAGACAUGAUGGUGUGGAUGCUCAUUAACAACAAUGAGUUUGACAAAGCAAAAGAAGUGCUGAACAAACGCUUUCCCAAACCAAUGGUUGGCAAGAAAGCUAUAUUUAUGAGUCUCAUCAAAAAGAAGAGUAAAAUGCAUGAAGUCGAGCAAAUCAACUUUCCACGGUUCAAGAAUGAGAUGUUGGCCUUUUGCCAGAGUCUCUGCCCACUCAGUGUUCCCUUUCUCCACAAGGCUGCAACACAUCUUAUUGAUGAACGACUCAAGGCGCAAAUCGACAAGGAAGCUGAACCUGAUGAGCAAGAGAAAGCAGGCCCGUCCUUCACUCCACCUAUAAACAGCAUCCCCUUUAGACCAUGUAAACAUACAAUAAUCCAGAGGGCUAGGCUGGAGGCGGCCUACAAGGCUUUGGCUGCAGGUUCAUAUGAGAAAACAUUUGCUCAGCUGGAGGAAGAAGUGGAGGAAGAGGAGCAGGCAAGAAAAGAAGUUCUCUGCCUGCGCCUCUCUCCUAGUCCCGAGAUGGGCACCGAUCGAGACUUGGAGCAGGAUGGGCUGUUUCAGAGAGACUCAGGCAGCCCCAUGGAGGCUUCCCCAGCAGACCAACCACCACACACAGACGCUGAUCCUCAAACACAGGCAGGUUCGCUCUCAAAGACCCCCUCAGUGUUGAGGAACAGGCGGCUUUACACUGUGGCACGACUGGUGGUCGAGCCGGACAGCCAGGGGAGCUCGCAGUGCACAACGGCUUUACAGGAAGUGGAGACUGAUGUCCGUACAGAAGAGCCACCACAGUCACUGGCUAUACCCAGUAGAAAAGACUCGCAGAGCCCAUUAACAGACAAUGAGGUUACCAUACCUGUGCGGAAGUGCCCCAGACGAGCCAACAAAAUUAGCCGCAGAGCCUCUACUUGUCCGGCAGAGUUGUCAACAGAGAGUGACGAGGACCCCCCUGACUCUGAGGAGAACUGGGAGAUCUCUGCGGGAAAACGCCAUAGCCAGUCCAACAGUUCACUCAGCGGAAACUCCACCAAGUCAAAAGAGUCCUCAUCAGACAGUAAGGAAGACCCACAGGAGUCACUGGCUCCCUGCAAAACCCCAGUGCGGAAACCUCGUAAACAACUAGCCAGCGAACAUCUCAGCAAGGAUCCAGAUGUCGUCUGUAUCGCAGAUUCAUUGGACAGCUCACCCAAUCUGUUCCCUCCUCACCCUGUCCCUCAAACGAGCUCCACUCCUCACAAGGACUCAGGGCCUUCCGAUUCCAAAUGGAAACGGCUGUUGAAAGAGGCUAAAGAAACAAAGGAAACAUGGAGCGAUGAAGAGUCAUAUGUCACCUCCAGAAAGAAAACCGGAUCGCACAACGAGAGCACCAUUUCCAAUUCAGGCAACAAGAAGAGGAAGUGGAGUGAGAGUGAGACAAAUAAGUUGAAAGAAGGGGUCAGAAAGUUUGGAGAAGGCAACUGGAGUAAGAUAAUGGCAUAUUACUCCUUCAAGGAUCGAACGAAUGUCAACCUAAAGGACAGGUGGAGAACAUUGAAGAAGACAAACCAGGUCUGAGUGGACAAGUGAUGGAUGGACAUUAUACAAUAGUCCACAAUUCUUUCCGAACGGUUCCUAAAAGCAAUUUUUUUUAUUUGUUAUUCCUCUUGUUCAGCAAAAUCUUUUUCUCCUGUGUAUCAUGUUUCAAGAUAUUGUACAAUUUAAGUUCAUGCCAUCUUCAAUAAAUUGUCGGGGUUUAAUUUGUAA